Molecule: messenger RNA, 2690 nt
Organism: Ornithodoros turicata
Lineage: Eukaryota; Metazoa; Arthropoda; Arachnida; Ixodida; Argasidae
Product: proline-rich protein 12-like
Exons: 9
Coding region: 256-1890 (544 amino acids)
Source: RefSeq, a predicted model, not a curated record
CUUUGAGGGGGAGCUCCGACUCCGAACAAGCGGCUCGAGUCCCCCGGUGGUGGCCCAAAGGCAGGCCCAUUUUUUUCGGACUUACUUUUCUUUAAUGGGACAUAGUACGCAACAAGGUUACUGCAUGUGAAACGUCGUUUGCAAGGAAAGCGAAGAUUCCGCUCAACCCGCUGGAAUCAAGUGGCUGCGUGUGUUUCCCUUUCGUGUUGUUCGAGUGUGUUAACGUGCGCCUGCUGAACGAGUACUCGAGAAAAUAUGUCUGCGGGAUUCGACCCAAGGGGAUCUCCUGGCGGGCCCUUCGGAACCCCAGUGUCUCCUGGAGGUUUGGCGGACCCCAAUCGCGUUGCCUUCGCAGCUAGCCGGGGAACGCCAACUACCCCCGGCGGAUCGGUUAGCUGGCCGCCAGCACCGAAUUCUUCUCCGGGUGUACAACCCAUGUUCACAGGUGGGUUGUUCCCAAGCCAAGGAGGUGCACGGACGCCAUGCACGCCACCACCCCCUCCUCCACCGUCGACCGCCUACAUGGACAUGCAAUCGCCUGGCAAUCUGAACCGUCAGACGGCACCGUUCCCACCGCCGCCGCCGCCGCUGACGCCGAGUGGUGGCCCUCCAGUGCUACCGCCUCCCGGGUCGCCCUGUGCUCCGCCACCACCGCCGCCACCUGGGUGUCUACCACCGCCACCACCCCCUCCUCCACCACCACCGCCUCCAUCUGGUGGUGCCCCUACCUGGAGGCAGAAACAGCAAGCAGCACAAGGUCCACCAGGAGCCGGAGGCGGAGGGUUCGACCCAUCACAAAUAGCCGCACAGACUCCACAAGACGGUGCCAACCAACCUUUCUGCUAUUUACCUCCUCAGCUUCAUGGAACACUUAGCAAAGACAAGAAGCCUUUCACAUACACACCUGGAGGACUAGACUUGUCAGAAAUCAAAUCUCCUCGCAUUCAACGAAGAAUCAACGCGAGGCAGCAAGCUGUGGCUCAGCAGGGAGAGGCAUGGGAUCCUAGAUAUCAACAACAGCAACAGGGUGCAGCAAAUGAAGGCAACGGGUAUCUCUCGCCUCAAGCACAACUCAACCGACAAAUGGAAGGUAUGCGUCUAGACGGAGCCAAUUCACCCCAGGCAGAGCGCUACGUCGACCCCAACCGGCAGCAGGUCUUACCUCAGCGGAGUCCAGGGGCCCAUACUCCAGAACCCGACCCUAACAGAGACUACAUCCAAUCAAGAUCGUUCCGUGUGCUGCAAAAGCUCACGGACACUGACUCCCCGGGAUACGAACCUCCACCUCCAAAGCCCCGAGAAGAAGAUGAGAUGCGUUUCACGGGUCUUCGCCGAACCGACAUCCCGUCGCGGUCUUUCCAUGCUCUGCAGAGAAUGACUGGCGCAGAUGAAGAACUUCCACAACAGCAGCAGCAGCAGUAUGGCUACGGUCAGCCACAGUAUUACGACCAACAGGAACAGCCAGACAUCCGCGAGUACUGCAACCAUCCCGAAGAACUGGACGACGCUACAGUGAACCCGCGCUACCGAGGAGCAAACAUCCCAUCCCGCUCAUUCAAGGUGCUCCAAAACAUGACCGGCGCUGACAGUGCAGCAAGCGCGCCCUCAGUGUUCGAUCAGAGGCAACAGCAGUCACCAAAGCCCCGCAAGACGACGCAAAUGACGGUCCAAAUGGGGCCUCAGACGGGUUAUGCGGGUCCUCCUGGCCAAGGAGGAGUCGUGUACACUCCCGAGAAGGUGUUCCCACACCCCAGCGUGCCCGCGUCCAUGCAGGAGGCCGAGGCGGAACCGAAGAAAUACAGCGGUGGCAGCAUCCCGUCCAGGUCCUUCAAAAUCCUUCAGGUUAUGACCGGCGAGAACCCGACUUCAGAGCAUGGUACGGACUUUUGAAGAUACCGAGCCUCACACGGAUGAGUGCACCCAGCUACCGGGUCUUGGUGCUUCGAGGAAUGACUGUAGGAAAGCACAUUUCCUCUGUCUCACAGAACUGUUAUUCAGGACAAAUGUUUCUUUUCUUUCUGUGUGUGCGCGCGCCCUCCCUCUGUGGAGCCCUUAGAUGAUGUGAAGAGCAUAGUGCCAACACAGCUUUUCUCCUUUUUCAAGUGUUUCGUGAACCUGCUCAUGUUACACUGACACUCAAUCUUCCGCUGUUUCCUACCUAUGGUAUUUACGAUUGGAAGAGGGAACAUUUAAUACAAAAUAUAUUUCCUCCUCCUUUGACUUGAUGUACCAACUCCCUUAUCUCAGGCAUGUGCUGGGUACGCGUAAAAGAUUUCUUCGUCCGAGAUUUACUGCAGAGUUCAUAUCUUUUUUUUUAGAUUACAGAUACCAAACUGUCUACGUGCACGAUUCUGUAUGAUGUGUGCGUGUAGUAUGUGAUCACAGAGCUUUCAGACAUCUACGUUUUUGUACUUCUAAGAAAUAUGCAGCACGUUCUUGAAAAGACGCUUAUACGCAUGCAUGCUUUACAUGACAAGCUGGUUGUGAUACACACUGUCAGUGCACAAAAUUUGAAACGUGUACCUUAUCGUCUGCUCCUUUGUGCCUCAGAUGCGACGAAGAUAUUUUGGAGUCGGACCUUUCUAGUCAUCUAUAAAAAUCGUUUCUAUAGAAGUCUAAACAAACAACGACUUGUCUUCCCGCAACGCAUUUGUGUAGAUGUUUACGAUUGAAUAAACCAUAGACUUUGA